Messenger RNA from Tachysurus vachellii, 2013 nucleotides. RefSeq names its product follicle stimulating hormone receptor (gene fshr). Bases 1 to 2013 code for a protein of 670 amino acids. Gene Ontology annotation, cellular component: membrane. The record is from RefSeq and is a predicted model, not a curated record. The transcript has 10 exons. NCBI's taxonomy places the organism in Eukaryota, Metazoa, Chordata, Actinopteri, Siluriformes, Bagridae. Gene Ontology annotation, biological process: male gonad development; follicle-stimulating hormone signaling pathway. Gene Ontology annotation, molecular function: G protein-coupled receptor activity; protein binding; follicle-stimulating hormone receptor activity.
AUGAAGAGGAUGGUCUGGGUGGCCAUGCUGCGCAUCACACUCUCUUGGCUCAUGAUGCACGCAGGGGACAUGUUUUUAGGAUCUUAUGCUUGUUUGGCCAAUGGGACAACUCGCACCUUCUUGUGUCUUGGCAGCAAAGUGCAUCAGAUGCCAUGCCAAAUACCAAAAAAUACCACAUACGUGGAGAUCAAGCUGACUCAGAUCAUCAUGUUUCCAAGUAAAGCCAUGUCAUCCCUUCAUGACCUUAAACGCAUAAUGGUGUCGGAGAACGGAGUCCUCCAGAGUAUUGAAGCCUACGCGUUUGCGAACCUGACUAAACUGGAAGAGAUUACUAUUACUAAAUCAAAAAAUCUUGUCAGAAUGGACAGAAAUACAUUCUGGGGACUUCCAAGACUGAGAUAUCUGACUAUUUCAAACACAGGCCUCACAGUCUUACCUGACUUCUCCAGUGUCCAGUCUGCUGCUUUUGAAUUCCUGUUUGACCUAGAAGAUAACAUGCAUAUUCAAGUGAUUCCCAGCAAUGCUUUUGUAGGACUUACCAGUGGUACAAUAACUGAACUGAGACUGACAAAGAACGGAAUCACCGAAGUGGACAGAAAUGCCUUUAACGGCACCAAAAUAGAAAAACUGUUUCUCAUGGGAAACCAACAGCUGAAGCGUAUCCACAACUACGCCUUCCUUGGUGCUGAAGGCCCCCUCGUUCUGGACAUCUCCCGCACUGCAAUCAGUUCCUUGCCAGAGAACAUGCUGAGGAGACUGAAGCUGCUGAUUGCCACAUCAGUCUACUCUCUGAGAUGGUUACCCAACCUGGAGAUAUUCACAGAGCUCACUCAGGCCAACCUCACGUACCCAAGCCACUGCUGUGCCUUCAAAAACUUCAAAAAGAACAAGUCAGCGAAGAACCAUUUGUGUAACGAUUCCACCAUUCGCAACCAGGAGCCAUACUUCUUUGAGGAGCACUGUAAGGAUGUGAUAGAAGUGAGCUGCUACCCCGCGCCAGAUGCCUUCAACCCAUGCGAGGACAUCAUGGGCUUCACCUUCCUGCGUGUCCUCAUCUGGUUUAUCAGUGUGUUGGCAGUCUUGGGAAACUUCACCGUUCUGUUAGUGCUCCUCAGUAGCCGUACAAAGCUAACAGUACCCAGGUUUCUGAUGUGCCAUUUGGCAUUUGCUGAUUUCUGCAUGGGCCUCUACUUACUGAUAAUCGCCUCAGUGGAUGUACAAACCCGAUCGCACUACUACAACUAUGGCAUCGAGUGGCAAACCGGUGCCGGGUGCAGCUCGGCAGGCUUCCUGACAGUUUUUGCGAGUGAGCUUUCUGUGUACACGCUAACAGCCAUCACACUCGAGCGCUGGCACACCAUUACCUACGCCAUGCGCCUGGAGCGCCAACUCCGUUUACACCAUGCGUGUGGAGUCAUGGCUUUGGGUUGGCUCUUUUCAGUUCUUGCUGCUCUAAUGCCAGUGAUAGGUGUGAGCAGCUACAUGAAGACCAGCAUAUGUCUACCUAUGGAUGUAGAGACGGUGUCAUCACAGGUCUACGUGAUGCUGCUGCUCAUUCUCAAUGUACUUGCUUUUAUGGCAGUUUGCGCUUGCUAUGUGCGCAUCUACCUCACAGUGCGGCACCCUGCUUCGGUGCCUGACAGUGCCGAUGCCCGCGUGGCCAAGCGCAUGGCUGUGCUAGUCUUCACAGACUUCCUGUGCAUGGCACCCAUCUCGUUCUUCGCCAUCUCGGCAGCUCUCAGGCAACCGCUUAUCACUGUUUCACAUGCCAAGGUACUGCUUGUGCUCUUCUACCCUAUCAAUUCAUGUGCCAAUCCCUUCCUCUAUGCCUUCUUUACCAAAAACUUCAAGCUGGACUUCUUUCUUCUCACCAGUCGCUUUGGCUGUUUCGAGUCACGUGCCCGUGUCUAUCGCACAGAAACAUCUUCUCUACAUAAUGGCCCUAGGAUGUGCUCAGCCAAGAAUAGUGAUGGGACGCUAUACUCACUGGGACAUGUUGCUCAUCCCCACUGA